Molecule: messenger RNA, 3335 nt
Organism: Panonychus citri (citrus red mite)
Lineage: Eukaryota; Metazoa; Arthropoda; Arachnida; Trombidiformes; Tetranychidae
Product: 116 kDa U5 small nuclear ribonucleoprotein component-like
Exons: 3
Coding region: 287-3133 (948 amino acids)
Biological process (GO): mRNA splicing, via spliceosome
Cellular component (GO): cytosol; U2-type catalytic step 2 spliceosome; U4/U6 x U5 tri-snRNP complex
Molecular function (GO): GTP binding; GTPase activity; U5 snRNA binding
Source: RefSeq, a predicted model, not a curated record
UCUCACACUUAUCAUUUUCUUUUCUAUUCAAAGAGAUUGAAUUUUUUUCCUUCCAUUUUGAUUAAUUGUUAUUCUUUAAUUAUUGUGAUUAAAAAGGUGACAGUCGAUUUUGAUAAUUUAUCAAUUUGGUUGAUAAUUUGAUUAAUCUUUUUAAUUUCAAUUUAAUCAUGAGUGGAACAUUUCUGAUGAAAAUCUAUACGAUGAAUUUGGUAACUAUAUUGGGCCUGAUAUUGAAUCUUCAGAGGAAGAUUCAGAACAAGAGGCGGAAGAUGUUGAUGAUGAUGAAAUGAUGAGUCGUGAUGAUGGUGGAACCAGAGGUGCGAUUGGUGGUGGUGGUAGCGAUGGUUCAGAUGACGAUGACAAUGAAAUGGCCACUGGAAAUGAGAUUGUACUUCACGAGGAUAAAAAAUAUUAUCCCUCCGCUGAGCAAAUUUACGGGCCUGAUGUUGAAACAUUAGUCCAAGAGGAAGACGCCCAAGCAUUAACGGUACCGAUCAUCGCACCGGUUAAAACAAGUACAUUUUCCCACCAGAUUCAAGAAGUACCACAGACAACAUAUGAUCUUCAAUUCAUGACCGAUACACUCAUGGUUACACCUACUUUGAUUCGUAAUGUGGCCUUGAUUGGGCAUCUUCACCAUGGUAAAAGUACGUUUGUCGAUUGUCUUGUUGAACAGUCUCACGUUGAUUUAGGUCAAAAAGAUGGUAAAAGUUAUCGAUACACCGAUACACUUUACACCGAACAAGAGAGAGGAGUUAGCAUUAAAUCAUCUCCGAUUACAAUUGUGAUGCAAAAUUUGAAAGAAAAAUCGUAUCUUGUAAAUCUUUUCGAUACCCCGGGUCAUGUUAAUUUCUCCGAUGAAGUGACCGCCGCUAUCCGUUUAUCCGAUGGAGUUGUUUUAUUUGUCGAUGCUGCUGAAGGUGUUAUGCUAAACACGGAGCGAUUACUCAAACACGCCAUUCAAGAAGGCUCAGCGAUCACCUUGUGUAUCAACAAAAUUGAUCGUCUAAUCAUAGAGUUAAAAUUACCUCCAAUUGAAGCUUAUUACAAAUUGCGGCAUAUUAUCGAUGAGAUUAAUGGACUGAUACAAACAUACACCGAUGACGAUAAUCGUAUUGUAUUGUCACCAUUACUUGGAAAUGUUUGUUUCGCUUCCUCAGAGUUUCAUGUUUGUUUCACGAUUAAAUCAUUUGCUUAUCAUUAUGCCGAAUCUUAUAAAUUUGGUUUUGCUGAUAAAUUUGCCGAGCGUCUUUGGGGCGAUGUUUACUUUGAUCCGAUAAGUCGAGCGUUCUUCAAAAAACAGCCUAAUAGUUCAGUUCAACGAAGUUUCAUCCAAUUUAUCUUGGAACCAAUUUAUAAACUAUUCGCUCAAGUGGUUGGAGAUGUCGAUACAGUUUUACCAGAGCUAAUCGGUGAAUUGGGAAUCCGUUUAACCAAAACUGAGGCCAAACUUAAUAUUCGACCGCUACUUCGACUUGUGUGUCAACGAUAUUUUGGUAAUUUCAAUGGGUUCGUCGAUAUGCUUGUUAAACAUAUUCCAUCUCCCGAUACAAAUGCCAAAAAACGAAUCGAAAUGACCUGGAAAGGACCAAUCGACUCACCACUCGCCCAGGAGAUGAUUAAAUGUGACCCUGAGGGCACUUUGGUUGUUCACACGACAAAACAAUACUCAACCCAAGAUGCAUCGACUUUUCAUGUUUUCGGACUUGUCGUUAAUGGUACAAUAAGGUCCAAGCAAACGGUGAAAAUAUUGGGUGAGGGUUAUUCGAGUUUCGAUGAAGAGGAUUCAAGAGUUAUGACCAUUGGCCGUUUGUGGAUUCACGAGUCAAGGUACAAUAUUGAAGUGAAUCAGGUUCCCGCUGGUAAUUGGGUGCUUAUUGAGAGUAUUGAUCAGGCCAUCGUUAAAACAGCAACUAUCGUUGAUCCUCGUUAUAAAGGUGAACUGUUUAUCUUUAAACCUCUUAAGUUUAACACUCAAUCGGUUAUUAAAAUUGCCGUUGAACCUGUUAAUCCAUCUGAGUUACCGAAAAUGUUGGAAGGGCUGAGAAAGUGUAACAAAUCGUACCCGUUAUUACAAACUAAGGUUGAGGAAAGUGGGGAACACGUUAUUCUAGGCACUGGGGAAUUGUACCUGGACUGUGUUAUGCAUGAUCUUAGACGAAUGUAUUCCGAGAUAGAUAUUAAAGUGGCCGAUCCUGUGGUUUCUUUUUGCGAAACUGUGGUGGAAACUUCAUCUUUAAAGUGUUUCGCUGAGACGCCGAAUAAGAAAAAUAAGUUGACAAUGAUUGCUGAACCAUUGGAGAAAGGGUUAGCUGAAGACAUCGAGAAUCAAACUGUUCAAAUAACAUGGCCUCGUCGAAAGUUGGGUGAAUUUUUCCAGAAAAAGUACGAUUGGGAUCUUCUCGCUGCACGAUCAAUUUGGGCUUUUGGACCAGAUCAAAGUGGACCAAAUAUUUUGGUCGAUGAUACUCUUCCCUCUGAGGUGGACAAAAAUCUUCUCGGAAUGGUCAAAGACAGUAUUAUCCAGGGUUUCCAAUGGGCGACCCGUGAAGGUCCACUUUGUGAAGAGCCGAUUCGUAAUGUAAAAUUUAAAAUUCUGGACGCAGUUGUAGCCAAUGAACCAAUUCAUCGAGGUGGAGGUCAAAUUAUUCCAACUUCUCGUCGAGUUGGUUAUUCAGCUUUUCUCAUGGCAACUCCUCGUCUCAUGGAACCAUAUUAUUUUGUCGAGGUUCUUGCACCCGCUGAUUGUGUCCCAGCGGUUUACAAUGUUCUUGCCAAACGCCGAGGUCACAUUACCCAAGAUAUACCAGUUCCAGGGUCACCUUUGUACACCGUUAAAGCUUUCAUUCCCGCCAUAGAUUCAUUUGGUUUUGAAACUGACCUUCGAACCCACACUCAAGGUCAAGCCUUUUGUCUCUCCGUUUUCCAUCAUUGGCAAAUUGUCCCCGGUGAUCCGUUAGAUCGGUCAAUUAUCAUUCGACCUUUAGAUCCUCAGCCUCCUCCCCAUUUGGCGCGUGAAUUCAUGAUUAAAACUCGUCGUCGAAAAGGCUUAAGUGAAGAUGUAACAAUUAACAAAUUUUUCGAUGAUCCAAUGCUCCUCGAACUUGCUAAAUCAGAUGCCUUGAAUUUAUGAUUAACUAAAUAAGAGGAAUCAUAAUUGUACAAUUUUCUUGCACAUUCAUCAUUUCUUAUCAUGAUCAUCAAUUGAUCGUUAAUCACAUUAAUCAACAUCCAUCAUAAACUGAUCGUCAUCUAAAUUAGUUAUCAACAAUUUAAAUAAAAGCUUAAAUGGAAACCAUAUUAUUAUGAUUUUCGUAAUUCUAAUUUGUUAAUUA